GCAUUGGCCAAGCUGGAGGAGAAACGGCUUUGCCAUUUGGAUGUGAAGCCCGAGAAUGUGAUGGUCAACUUCCCGAGGAAGAACACCAACGAGAUCAUUUGUAAGCUGAUUGAUUUUGGGUUCGUCGUGGACCUGAACUAUGAGGGCCCCUGGAUGGGAACUCGGAAGUAUUCGCCACCCGAGUGUUGGCGGGAUUCGGAUACCCAGGGUUCAGCCUAUCCUGUCAUGGAUACCGGAAGAGGCUACGACUCUUGGAGUGCCGGCGUGCUCAUGUUUGAGCUCCUUACUGGCGACUGGCAGACUGCCGUUCGGAUCUGGCGCAGCCGGGACGUGCAGGGCUUUGCAGCCGAGCUUCGUUCACGGUUAAAUCUCGAGGAUUGGGUGCAAGAGUCGAUUCAGAUGUUGGGCAGGUCGGCCAUCCCGUCAUCCUUGAGAGGUGCAGCCGGUCGCAUUCGACCGAUUUUCCAGGGGGCCUUUGCGCUCAUCCAGCGCCUCCUUUGGGCAGAUCCCGAUGAGCGUCUGACGCCCAAGCAGGCGAAGUAUUUCCAAGUGAAUUUCCUCUAUGACGAUGCCCUCUACGAUGCUCUGAGCGAGAGUGAGCGUGCCAUCGUCCCUGCAGAG
Molecule: messenger RNA, 621 nt
Organism: Symbiodinium sp. CCMP2456
Lineage: Eukaryota; Dinophyceae; Suessiales; Symbiodiniaceae
Source: the annotation of a GenBank genome assembly